CACAAUUUGCAGUCUGUACAAAGGUCUUUGCUUAGCCACAGAGAAGCUGGUAGUACAACUGCUAAAACAUGAAUUAUUCUCCGAGGUCAUCUGAGCAGAGGCACUGAAGAAACUUGACAGAGCACACGAUGCACAUUUAUACAGGAGUCUGUGAUAAAAACGCAGCUGAAGUCAGCUAUGCUUUGUGAAGCCGGCAGCUGAAGACAGAGAGGAGAAUUCUCUCAGAAACCCAGGCUCUGCAUUUAGCUCCCUGCGGCUUUGUGUCCAACGGACUGAGCAUGCGGGUCACUCUUGCUACUAUGACCUGGCUGAUUUCUUUUGUCUAUAGUUAUUCAUAUAAGGUAAAUACCUUGCCAGAUAUUGAAAAUGAAGAUUUCAUCAAAGAGUGUGUUCGAAUACAUAACAAGUUUCGAUCAGAGGUGACUCCAACAGCCAGGAACAUGCUAUACAUGACUUGGGAUCCAGCACUAGCCAAAAUUGCAAAAGCGUGGGCAAAAUCUUGUCAGUUUAGACAUAACCCACAGCUGAAAUCAAACAAGAUGCACCCAAACUUCACUUCACUGGGAGAAAAUAUCUGGACUGGGUCUCUAUCCUUAUUUUCGGAGUCUUCAGCCAUCUCAAACUGGUAUAAUGAAAUUAAAGACUAUGACUUCAACACCCGAAGAUGCACAAAAGUCUGUGGUCAUUACACUCAGGUUGUCUGGGCAGACAGUUACAAGGUUGGCUGUGCAGUACAGUUUUGUCCUAGAGUUUCUGGCUUUGAAAGUCUUUCCAAUGGAGCACAUUUUAUAUGCAACUAUGGACCAGCAGGAAAUUAUCCAACUUGGCCAUACCAGAAGGGAUACACCUGCAGUGCUUGUCCUCCAGAUGACAAAUGUUUACAAAAUCUCUGUGUUAAUCCAAAGAGAGACAAGGUCACACGUUACUACUCUCUUGUGGAUCCAGCCUGGCCCAUAUUUUUACGAAACAGAUACACAUCUCUCUUUCUUAUUGCUAAUUCAAUAAUUCUAAUAAUGUCUGUUAUAAUUACCAUUUGGAUAAAGAAAAAAUACCCUAAUUUAAGUCUUUUAGACUAAUGCAGUCUGGGGGGGAGGGAGAGAUUUAUAAAUAUGGCUUUUUUAAAAAAGUAAAAAUUGGGUGUAUUUCUAAUUUCCACUUUAAAACAUUAUUUUUAAAAAAUACACUGCUGCAGUAAAGACUUGCUCAAAAUAAAAAUGGCUCAACUUCCUAAUUAUAGAAUAAACUCAUCUUUACUUUGCACUUUUUUAUGAAUAAGCAUUGUUUUCAGGUUGCCACCACUGGGCUUUCCAUAUGUAAUCUAGUUCCUGUGCUUUAGUUUAGCUUCCAAAUCUAUAAAAUUAAUGAGCUAGACUUAUGUGAUUCUAAGUUAACUCCAGUGAUUGGUGCUUCUUACAUGCUGCUUUAGCUCAAUAUACCUGGUUUCCCUGUUCUCUUGCAAUUUGGUAUCUUUCUGGUUUAACACUUCCUCCGACUUGAUAACUGAAGUGUUUGAUUUCAGAGGCCUUGAUUUUCUGCUUAUGAGCUGUUUACUCUUAAAAUAAAACAAAAUUGUAAAAAGGGAUAAUCAGGGAGAGAGAAUGCACUGAAAAACUGGCAUUUAUUUUCCUCAAAACCAAAUGCUGGGACAUGAUUAUGUUUAAAAACUAACCAAUGACAUCAGACUUUGGAUUUAAUGAAAAACUACAAUAGUCACGUUCCAAAAAUGUAUAU
Messenger RNA from Ictidomys tridecemlineatus (thirteen-lined ground squirrel), 1731 nucleotides. It is a transcript of the gene Glipr1, whose product is annotated as GLI pathogenesis related 1. The record is from RefSeq and is a predicted model, not a curated record. Gene Ontology annotation, cellular component: extracellular region. NCBI's taxonomy places the organism in Eukaryota, Metazoa, Chordata, Mammalia, Rodentia, Sciuridae.